UUUUGGCAGGAAGGAUUGUGUCAUUGUGAUGAUCGAGCGAAUCUGUAAAAUCUGUUUAUCUCGUGAAACAAACAAGUAGAAUCUGAAAGUUAUAUAUUUUAAACGUGCGAAUAAAGUCGACGCAGUGUGUUUUAAUGUACGUAUUAUUAUGGAACCGACAAACCAGUGCCACUGCUGCCUGCAGCGGCCUUCGGCGAAAGAUUUGAGGACGCCGUACACUCGUCACGGCAUUACGGAGAUAUACUCGUUCAUGAUUGAAGAAUGCUUCGUGAUCAAACUGGCAUCAAGCAAUGAGGAGCAGAGUGGCAUCUGCGGGGAGUGUGAGAGGCGCCUGCGGGAGGCGAGCUCCUUCAAGGUGCAGGUGCAGCGCUGCCAGGCCGAGCUGCGUCAGAGGCUCCAGGCAGCACUGAGAGCCAAAGAGGAGAAAGCCUUGGAUGAACACCUUGAAGAUGACAUGAGCAGCGAUGUUCCCGAGCCUUCUUUGCCUCCGGGCGAGAAGAGCCCCGCCCCGCCUUGUAAAGAGGAGCCGCGAGACGAAUAUCUGUCACCUCCAGACGAGGGCCCGCCCGCCUUGUAAAGAGGAGCCGCGAGACGGAUUUUUGUCACUUAUUAAAAAUAGCAAACAAUAUACAAGUCAUGUCUAUACAUCUUCCGAAGAAUGUAUUGAUAGAAUCUUUUUUGAUGCACUUCCUAACGCCAGCGUAUAUAUCGACGAGGAAGAAGAAAUGAUUUUGCUUGAGAAGUGCACAGUUUGUGCCACUAGUCAUAGUUUCGAUAUGACCCUCUGUGCCUCCAGGGUUCAGUUUCUGCCGUCUGACGAACAACCUUUAUCAAAUAUGUUUUGUCAAGGGUGCGCAAAUAUUAUGUUUUCUGUUUAAAUAAAUAAUUGGAUUCAAAAUGCUUACUUUUAUUUCUAAAAUACAUAACUCUCUUUUGAAAUAUUUGUCGCCGCA
Messenger RNA from Leguminivora glycinivorella, 953 nucleotides. RefSeq lists its product as uncharacterized. Gene Ontology annotation, cellular component: nucleus. The transcript has 6 exons. The record is from RefSeq and is a predicted model, not a curated record. NCBI's taxonomy places the organism in Eukaryota, Metazoa, Arthropoda, Insecta, Lepidoptera, Tortricidae. Bases 149 to 577 code for a protein of 142 amino acids. Gene Ontology annotation, molecular function: zinc ion binding.